Messenger RNA from Medicago truncatula (barrel medic), 2142 nucleotides. Its product is annotated as aspartic proteinase 36. The record is from RefSeq and is a predicted model, not a curated record. The transcript is spliced from 10 exons. Gene Ontology annotation, biological process: proteolysis. Gene Ontology annotation, molecular function: aspartic-type endopeptidase activity. Bases 411 to 1886 code for a protein of 491 amino acids. NCBI's taxonomy places the organism in Eukaryota, Viridiplantae, Streptophyta, Magnoliopsida, Fabales, Fabaceae.
AAAACAUGCCAGAAUCAAUUCAACUACUAGUUCGGAAUCAAUUUUGAUCCAUUUUUAAAUGGAACCAAAUAUUCAUAUAAUGUUAACUUAACUUACCUUCUUUCAUUCCAAUUCUAAAUCCAAAUUUUUUGUCACACUACAAAUACAUUCCCUCUCUCAUUCUCUCUUUCUGCAAUUCCGAUGAUGAUGAUGAUGUUACAGAACAUUCUUUGUUAACAACAACAACAACCUUAACUCUUGUCCAAACCAAAAAACAAAACAACCUUAACCAUUUUCCUUCUUCAUAUACAUACAAUAACUCUUAUCUUGUUUUCUACACAACUACAUUAAAAAAACACAACAUAUACGUGCGUAAACACAAUUAGCAACAACAAUCAGUUACAAAUAAGUAAAUUAAACCAUUUUAAUUAAUGGCGGUUGUUUUUACAUUCACCGCCAUCUUGUUAACGGCGGCGACGGUGAUUGUUUCCGGAUCUCCGGCAACUCUAACGUUGGAAAGAGCUUUUCCGACGAACCACGGAAUUGAGCUUAGUCAGCUGAAAGCUAGAGAUUUGUUAAGGCAUCGUAGAUUGCAGUCUUCUUCAAACGGUGUUGCUGAUUUUGCUGUUCAUGGUACCUUUGAUCCAUUUCAAGUCGGGCUCUAUUUUACAAAGGUGCUGUUGGGUACUCCUCCAGUAGAAUUUUAUGUGCAGAUUGACACUGGAAGUGAUGUUCUCUGGGUCAGUUGCAGCUCCUGCAAUGGUUGUCCGCAGACAAGUGGGUUACAGAUUGAGCUCAAUUUUUUCGACCCUAGGAGUUCAUCAACAUCAUCGUUAAUAUCUUGUUCUGACAAAAGGUGCAAUAGUGGAAUACAAUCAUCAGAUGCAACCUGUUCCGGUCAGACCAACCAGUGCUCUUACACUUUCCAGUAUGGAGAUGGUAGCGGAACCUCAGGCUAUUACGUGUCCGAUACGAUGCAUUUGGAUACUAUUUUUGAGGGAUCUGUGUCUACAAAUUCUUCAGCUCCUGUAGUUUUUGGUUGUAGUAACCAGCAGAGUGGAGACUUGACAAAAUCUGACAGAGCAGUUGAUGGUAUAUUUGGAUUUGGGCAACAGCAAAUGUCUGUGAUCUCACAGCUCUCAUCACAAGGGAUUGCUUCUGGAGUAUUCUCUCAUUGUCUUAGAGGAGAUAGCUCUGGUGGAGGAAUUCUGGUUCUUGGUGAGAUUGUGGAGCCUAACAUAGUUUAUACUCCACUUGUUCCAUCACAGCCUCAUUACAACUUAAACCUACAGAGCAUAUCUGUCAACGGCCAGGCAUUGCAAGUCGAUCCAUCAGUUUUUGCAACAUCAAGCAACAGAGGCACCAUUGUUGAUUCUGGAACAACUUUAGCAUACCUUGCAGAAGAGGCUUACGAUCCCUUUGUCAAUGCGAUUACAGCUACCAUACCACAAUCUGUACGUACGGUUGUUUCCAGGGGAAAUCAAUGUUUCUUAAUCACUGACAGUGUCAGUGACAUAUUUCCUCAAGUAAGUCUGAACUUUGCUGGUGGUGCAUCUAUGGUUUUAAGACCACAGGACUACCUUAUACAACAGAAUUCUAUUGGUGGUGCAGCAGUGUGGUGUAUUGGCUUUCAAAAAACCCAGGGUCAAGGGGUAACAAUUCUAGGAGAUCUCGUAUUAAAAGACAAAAUUGUUGUUUACGAUCUGGUCGGUCAACGCAUUGGAUGGGCUAACUAUGACUGUUCUUUGACAGUUAAUGUCUCUGCUUCAACUGGCACCGGCAGAAGUGAAUUUGUGAAUGCUGGAGAGAUAGGUGGAAGCAAUUCUUUACAUGACGGACUUAAGUUGUCAAAGACAGGGUUUAUAGCACUCUUUGUAACACUGUUUUGCAGCUUUGGUUUUUUAUAGUAUCUAUAUAUACAUUGUGAGAGAUAGAUCUAUUAUUCUUUCUCCUAUGUAUAUUCUAUUUCCACUGUAUAUCUGUGAUAAUUGGAGAGACCACAUAUUGUUUUCAAUAUUGCUUGUGUGCACAAUAGGGUUUUCAGGUUUAGCUUUAGGUGAUUCUUUAGGACACUAUCAGUCUUGUAGAAUCUAAUCAUUACUUCACAUGAUUAUUGAUUGAAUUGCUUAUACAAGUUAUAUAAUAUAGUUUUUGUUUUUUUAA